Messenger RNA from Calliphora vicina (urban bluebottle blowfly), 1430 nucleotides. RefSeq lists its product as uncharacterized. Gene Ontology annotation, biological process: SCF-dependent proteasomal ubiquitin-dependent protein catabolic process. The record is from RefSeq and is a predicted model, not a curated record. Gene Ontology annotation, cellular component: SCF ubiquitin ligase complex. Gene Ontology annotation, molecular function: protein binding. NCBI's taxonomy places the organism in Eukaryota, Metazoa, Arthropoda, Insecta, Diptera, Calliphoridae. The coding region runs from base 168 to 1430 and encodes 420 amino acids. The transcript has 2 exons.
GCUGUUUUAAUUUUAACAAUUUCAAUCUGCCACAAGCGAGAAAAAUCAAACACGAACAUAAAACUAAACAAAAAUAACAUCAUUAAAUUUAUCAAUAAAAAGUUAUUUCGGGAAUACAAAAUUAAUAUUUUACUUCUUUGCCUGGUUGUACACGAGAAACUCUCAAAAUGACAAUGUCUAUGAAGGAUUCCACUGAUUAUUUCUCAAAACUUCCUGAGGAAAUUGUUUGUGAAAUAUUUAAUUUAAUUGAUUUGCAGAAUCAGCUGGUUUUAGCUAAAGUUUCCAAGUAUUUUCGACAAGUUAUCGAAGGCAUUUACAAACGAAAAUUUAAUUUUUUAUAUUAUGAUUAUUGGACUUUUAAAAGUUCUCUUAAGCUGCAGGACUGGCAAAUAACAGAGUUUUGUAAACUUUGUAAUGGUUCUGUGGAACGUAUUAAUUUGGUAACUCCUUUCGUUACGCCAUUCUUCUGCACUUCCAAGGAAGAGGAAAUGAAAUAUUUACAAAUUCAACAAGACUUUCGCCAUAAUCUGCAGUGUUUUAACAACCUGCGUGAGUUAGAAAUAGAAGGCAACACAUUUAUAGACGAAACUGUAUUGGAUUUAGCUAAAUACUGCAAGGGAUUAAAAAGUAUAAGUUUCAAGGGUGUUGAUAGUGAUGGCUUCUACGGAAAACAUCUACACCAAUUAGAAAGUAUAGAAAAUAUGGGAUUAAAGUGUUGCCGUAAUUUAGAUCCUAACCAUUUAUUGGCAGUGAGUCAAAAAAAUCAUUUGAAAUCGUUAAAUGUGGUGUAUUGCUAUAAUGUAUACAAUAUACCCACAUUUUUAAAAUUAUGCAAUCAUUGGCUUUACUUAGAGACUUUAAUAUUAUUUGCAUUCACAAGUGAUAAUCAAUGCAUUGCAGCCAUUAUCAAUCUACCGUCUUUAAAAACUCUGCAGUUUUAUUGGCAAAAAUUUAUGUGGAACAAGGCUUCAUCGUGUUUCGAAGAAACAUUUUUCCUGGCCCUUAAGAAACAUCACGACAAAGCGUUUAAGCUCAAACACAUUAAAUUUUCAUACGAACGUUAUAUUAUGGAUUUGGAGACAGUUUACCAGCCCCUCGAACGGGCCAGAAAGAAAGAAGAAUUAUGUGCACAGGUACAGUCUUGGACGUGGCCCAAGAAUGCUGCAACGAACAUUUGCUCAACUUUUGCAGAAUUUAAAAAUUUGCAUACAAUCAACUUUCACUACUGUCGCCCAUUGGAUAAUGAUCAAUUAAUUUAUCUGGCGAAAGAAAAUGACAGCCUUAAUCUAAUCAAAAUUGAAGGAUGUCCCAAAGUUGAAGAUGGAGAAUUUAAGAAACAGUGGGCGAAUCUAAAGUCUAUUCAAAAAUGUCAACUAAAAUUAGAGAGCAUUUUGCCAUUGGCCGAUGUAAAGGUUUGGGAUAACAGUUAA